UUCCCUGCUGCAAAAAUGCAACGUACGAAUGUGUGUGUCUGUAUAUAUACUAUAGGGGGAGCAAAGGCAAGAAGUAACUUAAAGAGUAAGGAGCAAAGGAGAGCAGAAAGUGUUGAAUCAGUGUAUCAAAACAGCAACAUGAGAGGAUCUGCAGAUCUUCAUCAUCAUGAAUCAGAUAUAGAACUCAUUGCCCCUGAAAACGGUACAAAGUUAAGUGCUGCUGAGUCAAAAGCUGGCACAGAUGUUGUCCAUAACAAAGAAGAAGAAGAAGCAGAUUAUGUUGAGGUGACCAUGGACAUUAAAGGUGACUCAGUUGCCUUACACAGUGUGAAAACUGUAACAGAAACUGACAUGGGAGAUGAGAAACAGUGUUUGACUGGGAAGAAGACGUCAUUUGGUGCUUCAGUGGUUCAGAAUGCUACUAUUCGUAUAAAGAAGUUGAAGCGUUUAGCAUCAUUUUCAAAACCAGAACCAGCAGAACAACUUGAAAGGACAAAGUCUGCUAUGGCUCAUGCUCUCACUGGACUCAAGUUUAUAAGCUCCAAGGCUGAUGUUGCUGCAGGAUGGUCUGAGGUUGAGAAACAGUUUCACAGCCUUACUGCUACCACUGAUGGUUACCUUCCUCGUCAUCUGUUCGCUAAAUGCAUAGGAUUGAAUGAGGAGUCUAAGGCAUAUGCAGAGAAGCUUUUUGAUACUCUUGCUCGGCAGAGAGGUAUUCAAGAGGGUUCCAUUAACAAGAUCCAGUUGAGGGAGUUCUGGGACCGGAUUUCUGACCAGAGCUUCAAUACUAGGCUCAAAAUAUUCUUUGCCAUGGUUGACAAAGAUGCAGAUGGCAGAAUCAACGAGGAAGAGAUAAAAGAUAUUAUAUGCCUGAGCGCUACUGCCAACAAACUGCCAAACAUCCAGAAACAAGCAGAGGAAUAUGCUGCUUUGAUCAUGGAAGAACUAGACCCGGAUAACACAGGAUAUAUCUUGAUAGACAACCUGGAGACUCUCUUAUUACAUGUACCAGAAGAAACUACAAAGGUAGAAACAAAGUACCUGAACCAAAUACUAAGCCAAAAGCUUAGACCUAUAUUUGAGGAGAAUCCUAUUAAGCGGUGGUAUAGAGAUACCAAGUAUUUAUUGCAGGAUAACUGGCAAAGAUCUUGGGUAUUUGGGCUGUGGAUUGGUGUGAUGUCAGGUCUAUUUGCCUAUAAAUUUGUGCAAUAUAGGAGAAGAGCUGCAUAUGAUGUGAUGGGGCAUUGUGUGUGCAUGGCAAAAGGUGCGGCUGAAACACUUAAAUUCAACAUGGCUCUUAUCUUGUUACCUGUAUGCCGAAACACCAUCACUUGGCUCGGGAAUAGGACCAAGCUAGGCGCUUUUGUUCCUUUCGAUGACAGCCUCAACUUUCACAAGAUGAUAGCUGUGGCGAUAGCAAUUGGUGUUGGUAUACAUGCUAUUUAUCAUCUUGCUUGUGAUUUUCCUCGCCUUCUUCAUGCAAGCGAUGAGAAGUACAAGCUCAUGAAGCCUUUUUUCGGAGAUAAACCAUCGAAUUACUGGUAUUUUGUCAAAUCAUGGGAAGGAGUAACAGGGAUUCUAAUGGUUGUGUUAAUGGCAAUAGCCUUUAUACUGGCCAAUCCUAGGUUCAGGAGGAACCGCACCAAACUACCCAAACCCUUCAACAAGCUCACAGGUUUCAAUGCCUUUUGGUAUUCUCAUCACCUCUUCAUCUUUGUCUAUGCCCUGUUGAUUGUCCAUGGAACCAAACUUUACUUAUCUAAGGAAUGGUACAAGAAAACGACUUGGAUGUAUCUGGCUAUUCCCAUCACCAUUUAUGCUUUGGAAAGACUAAUUAAAGCACUUAGAUCGAGCAUCAAGUCGGUGAGAAUAUUGAAGGUGGCCGUUUAUCCUGGAAAUGUAUUGGUAAUUCAUAUGUCAAAGCCUCAAGGGUUUAGCUAUAAGAGUGGACAAUACAUGCUUGUCAAUUGUGCUGCUGUGUCUCCACUUGAAUGGCAUCCAUUUUCCAUAACUUCUGCUCCUAAUGAUGAUUACCUUAGCGUCCACAUUAAAAUACUUGGUGAUUGGACUCGAAGUCUGAAAGAAAAAUUCUCACAGGCGUGCCAGCCAGCCAUCAAUGGACAGAGUGGACUUCUAAGAGCUGAAUGCUUGAAAGGAGAUAACAGCCCAAGUACUUUCCCAAAAGUUCUGAUUGAUGGUCCGUAUGGAGCGCCGGCACAAAAAUACAGGGAGUAUGAGGUGGUUUUACUUGUGGGGCUGGGAAUAGGGGCAACUCCAAUGAUAAGUAUACUAAAGGACAUGGUCAAUAAUUUCAAGGCCAUGGAAGAGGAAGAUGAGUUCUCAAUAGAAGAAGGUUCACCGAUGACAAACAACCAGAAAGACACUAGGUUCAAUGACUUCAAGACAAGGAGGGCGUACUUCUAUUGGGUGACAAGAGAGCAGGGUUCCUUUGAUUGGUUUAAAGGAGUGAUGAAUGAGGUAGCUGAGGAGGACAGAAGGGGAUUGAUUGAGCUACACAGCUACUGCACCAGCGUCUAUGAACAGGGUGAUGCUCGCUCUGCUCUUAUUGCUAUGGUGCAGUCUAUAAACCAUGCAAAAAAGGGCGUCGAUGUUGUCUCUGGCACACGUGUCAAGUCUCACUUUGCCAAACCCAAUUGGCGAAGUGUCUACAAACGCAUUGCACUUAAUCAUCCGGAAGCACGAGUUGAAAAUAGACACAUGCUUUAUGUAAUGCAGGGGUAUUUUACUGUGGGCCAUCCACCCUGACCCACGAGCUUCAUCAGUUAGCAUUGGAUUUCUCUCACAAUACAUCCACCAAGUAUGACUUUCACAAGGAAAAUUUCUGAUAAGAUGGAAAUUAUUGAGGAUAACAGAGGAAGCUGUAUAACGAGCUAGUCUUCCGCCAAGAUGACUUAGCUAUAAUCAUGUAUUGUAUCCACCUUUCUGUUGAUAACCUAUAGUGUGUUUCUACGAUGGCUUUGUAAAAGAACCCAGGUAGACGUGUGCUAAAUGGUUUGGUUGUGAGUUGGCUACCAAAUGCUAAAGGUGAGGUAGGAUGGACCCGUCAAUAACGUAUAUGCGUGUCAUCAUGUAUGUAUUAAUUUAAUUAAAGGGAAAUAGAUAGCAUAAGAAGGCUAUUUUGUUUUUAUUCAUCUUGAUAAUCCCGGGAGAAGGGACCUGGAAGAAAGUAAAGGAGGGAAAUGAUUUGUCCAGAAGCAAUGCAAUAAACAGUUUAUAUUUUAACAUGUAAAUUCCAUAUUUUGAUUGGUUUUGUAAAAUUGAUUAUGGUAAAUUUGAAGUAAAGUUUUUAGUAUUUAAACACUUUUCA
Messenger RNA from Cicer arietinum (chickpea), 3328 nucleotides. RefSeq names its product respiratory burst oxidase homolog protein D-like. NCBI's taxonomy places the organism in Eukaryota, Viridiplantae, Streptophyta, Magnoliopsida, Fabales, Fabaceae. Gene Ontology annotation, cellular component: plasma membrane. Gene Ontology annotation, molecular function: calcium ion binding; NAD(P)H oxidase H2O2-forming activity; peroxidase activity. The record is from RefSeq and is a predicted model, not a curated record.